GUUCUCUCUUCUUCUUCACCAGCUUCAGAGAAGCCUGCGAGAGGGAAGUUGACAAUUGGAAAAAAAAAUGAGCGGCGAAGCAGCAGCAGCGAAAAGGUGGAUCAAUGGCGACGAGAGCGCGCAGCAGAUGCUCGGUCGAGCCCUGACGUCGCGCCCGUCGUUCGCGCUCCCUCCUCCGCUCCACAGAGCCCCUCUCCGCGCCGGCAACGUCGUCGAGAUCGCUGGCCCCUCUCCUUCCGCCAAGACCCAGAUCCUCGUUCAGGCUGCAGUGAGCUGCAUUCUCCCGAAAGAGCGGAACGGGGUGCACUACGGCGGGCUCGGGCAUUCGGUGCUCUACAUCGACCUGGACUGUCGGUUUGACGUCUCGAGGCUGGUGGAAAUGCUCAGACACCGGAUCGUGCAGGUUAAUGGGUGCUCGUCUACUGCCGACAAUGAGGAAAUCCUUAAGCUGUCCAUGAGACAAUUCUCGUACAUUCGCUGCUAUGAUAGUUUCGAGCUGCUUGCGACUCUAAAAACUCUGCAUCACUGGCUUGAAAAGGAAAAGAAAUCCGAUGGUAUCGGUGGUCAUUUUCUCAUGAUCGACAGUAUUGGCGCAUUUCAUUGGGUAGAUCGUGCUUCCACGUCAUUGCCUCUUGGGGGAAAGAACAGGAAAUGCCUCUCUUUGCAGAAUGUAUUGGAGGUUGUAGUGGAAGAUCUGAGAAAGCUGUUGUCGGUACAUCCCAUGCUUGUUAUUGUUACGAAAGCAACCAUUGUCGCACCAACUGGGAAUGAGUUCAGGAGGAAUUACAAAAGAUGGCCAUCCUCAGGCACUCCUUAUACAAGCAGUGAAUUAGAAGGGCUUCAGAAACCUUAUUUUCGUGAAUAUAUGCCUUCAAUCUGGCAGUCCUUCGUUACGCAUAGGAUACUCGUGCAAGGUUCAGAUGAUCAUAUUGCCAUGCCAAAAUCUCAAGAAAAUGACGCAGCUUAUGUGUCAGAAUGGUUGCUUCCACGUCUAAAUUUCUUGGACAAAUUUGUGGUGCGAGAUGCUGGUGUUUUCCUUGUUUCAUGAAGUGUAACAUCUGGACCUGUUUUACUUGUUGACAUCCGCACACAAGCAAGGUCAAGAUUGUUCUACUAAAUAGUCUAUUGCUGUGUUGUCCUUUAGUUUCAUUCUAUUUGGUUCUUGUAAAUAUCCACCUUGGCACCCCGGAUAAGCUUCUUGUCAACGGCAUUGGGGUUUUUGCACAUGUUGAUGCGAGUAUAUGUCGAUCUUCUUGCAUGUCGUGGGUCUUCUUUCUCUUUGAGGGUUCAAGUUGAAGCUCAUCUCACGGCUGCUCUUGUCUAUAGUCAACAGUUAUGGAGCAUCUUCCUUCAAUAUGGUAUUGAUUGUUCAGCACGAUGGAAUAAGUAUCGUGAGAAAUCUGAUCUGAAUGCAUUUGUUGAAGUUGGAUGA
Molecule: messenger RNA, 1432 nt
Organism: Syzygium oleosum
Lineage: Eukaryota; Viridiplantae; Streptophyta; Magnoliopsida; Myrtales; Myrtaceae
Product: DNA repair protein XRCC2 homolog
Exons: 10
Coding region: 68-1048 (326 amino acids)
Biological process (GO): double-strand break repair via homologous recombination
Cellular component (GO): Rad51B-Rad51C-Rad51D-XRCC2 complex; replication fork
Molecular function (GO): DNA binding; ATP binding; ATP-dependent DNA damage sensor activity
Source: RefSeq, a predicted model, not a curated record